Molecule: messenger RNA, 1763 nt
Organism: Rubroshorea leprosula
Lineage: Eukaryota; Viridiplantae; Streptophyta; Magnoliopsida; Malvales; Dipterocarpaceae
Source: the annotation of a GenBank genome assembly
GAUGCUGACUUGGUUUUGACUGUCUGAUUCUGCAGUAUAUAAAUCCUAUUGUUAAGAAUUCCCAGCAUCCCCUAAAAGGGAACCUCUUAUAUGCUUUAGAGAGAGUUUUGAAGCUUUCAGUUCCAAAUUUGUACGUGUGGCUCUGCAUGUUCUACUGCUUUUUUCACCUCUGGUUGAAUAUACUUGCUGAGCUUCUUCGUUUUGGGGAUCGUGAGUUCUACAAAGAUUGGUGGAAUGCAAAAACUGUUGAGGAGUAUUGGAAAAUGUGGAAUAUGCCUGUCCACAAAUGGAUGGUUCGUCAUAUCUAUUUUCCAUGCCUAAGGAAUGGGAUACCCAAGGGACUUGCCAUUUUUAUUGCCUUCUUUGUUUCUGCUGUAUUCCAUGAGGUAUGUUUCUUUAUUUUCUUCUUUUUAGAUUGAACAUUUUUCCCUGUUGAGUUUUCACUCGUUACAGUCUAAUACUUCGUUGAUAAUGGAAAUGGGAUAAAUUUUAUUAAAUUUAUAUUAUCGUUAUCAUUGUUGUUGUUGUUACAGAAAAUGUGUUAAACUUUCGCCCCAUAGCUUGCAUACUUCUCUUGUGGACAUUCAAAAAGUUUCUUGAUAGGUGAUGUAGUAAUGAAUAACAAAAUCCCAUCUCAGUCCCUCUAAGAUUUGUCAUUAAGCCAGAUUGAUGCUAUUGGCAGCUAACAUCUUGGAGUAUAAGUUUAUCCUCAGCUUAGGAUUAACAUGUGAAGACUUGAUUGGUGAGGAAAUUUGGAGUUCCAAGGACAAAAAAGGAAGAACAUAACAAAAAAAAUAGAUAUCAGGAUCUGUUUCCUGUGGUUGUUUGGGGUUUGGAGAACAAGUUAAAACGUUUCAUGGGUGGAAGGGUAGGCUAUACAUUGCAGAAAUAAAAAUAAAUAAAGUAAAUGUUAUGACAUUAGAGGGUAGAAUGCCUUGUAAAUGCAAUUUUUAUAUCUGAUGUUGACAUGACUGAGUCAUCCUUUUCAGGUGCCACUAUUGCCAUUUUGGUAGAAUCUAAUAAUCUACUCAUGGUUUCUUUUCUCAAAGUGAAAAAAGCCCGAUUAAACAGUUUGAUUAGAAUUCAAAUGAGGCUGAUACUGAAGUUACAGUUUGUUUUCUUCCAUAACAUCAUAUAUGCGCAUAUAAUUCCUCCAUUGAUUUCUUCCUUAACAGCAUAUGUGCAUUUAAUUCCUCCAUCUCUGGUAAUUUAAUUUAUGACUGCUUUGAUCCUGUUUAUUUUGGCAUGACAGUUAUGCAUUGCUGUUCCUUGCCACAUAUUUAAGUUUUGGGCAUUUAUUGGAAUCAUGUUUCAGGUUCCUUUGGUCUUGAUCACAAAUUUCCUGCAAAACAAGUUCAGAAACUCAAUGGUGGGGAACAUGAUCUUCUGGUUCUUUUUCUGCAUCCUUGGCCAACCAACGUGCGUGCUUCUAUACUACCAUGAUUUAAUGAAUCGCAAAGGGAAAACCCAGUAACCUCCUUCCCGUGUAACUAUAGCGCAGAUUAGUUGGUACCUGCUUUGUCAAUUGCCACAGUUGCUGUUUGUGUUUAUUCUCUUACAAGCUAACUCAGUAACUCUUCUGGCAUCUCAUUGCUUCUGGUUGUAUUUUGUUUCCAUGUAUGAUGCCGCCUUCUGCUGAGAUAUUGCGGUCCAUUACCGAUAUGUGUUCAACUGCGAGGCAGACUCUGGUAAAUGCACAAGCAAUCUUUGUGAUUACCAAGUCACUAGCAGUGCCACAAUGAUAGUACCUGUUUUCUUUUUCU